AUAUCACAGUACUGUAUUAUCCAAAUAGCACAAUUUUGUGGCUCUCCUUCAUUUUUCUAACGGACACACAAACUCAACACUCCCAAUCUGCUCUUCUUCAUCUAAUAUUUCAUCAACAAGAAGAAGCAAAAACCUUCAUCAACCUCAGCCAUGAAUGACACAGUGGACAAGCUGGUCAUCUUCCUAGCUAAGAGAGACGGCAUUGACAAGCUUGUCAAGACCUUCCAGUAUGUCUCCAAGCUCGUUCACUGGCAAGCUGAGUCCGCGCGCCCCGACGUUGCACACAGAGCCAAGCAGUGGGAAGUUGCCUCGGGCCUUAGUCGCAAAGCCUUCCGGAGUGGCCGGUUUCUCACCGGCUUCAAUGCCGUCCGGCGAAACCCGGGCUCGACGCCCACUUUCCGGUUCCUAGCUGUUCUUGCUAAUGCAGGAGAGAUGGUGUACUUCUUCUUUGACCACUUUCUUUGGUUGUCCAGAAUUGGGGUCUUGGAUGCAAAGCUAGCUAGGAAAAUGAGCUUCAUAUCAGCAUUUGGUGAGGCUUUUGGCUACAUAUUUUUCAUUAUAUCUGAUUUUAUUGUCAUUAGGGAGGGGAGAGAGAGAGAGAGAAAGCUUGUGACUUCUAUGGAGAAAUCAGAGGACGCAAAGGAGGGUAUUAAGAAAAUCAGAGUUGAUAGAGUGAUGAGGUUGAUGGCAGUGGCGGCAAACGUAGCGGACUUGGUUAUCGCAGUCGCGGAUAUCGAACCCAACCCAUUCUGCAACCAUGCUGUCACACUUGGCAUCAGUGGGUUGGUCUCUGCAUGGGCUGGUUGGUAUAGAAAUUGGCCUUCAUGAACCAAUUCUAGCUAUUCAUGUUCACAUAAUUCUCACAGAAGUUUUAGAUUGUAUGUGUUGCAUAUGAAAAAGAUUAUGUGAAAUGAGUCGUGUAGUAUAUGCAGAGAUGAAGUGAUUUUUUUUUUUUUUUGGUUU
This is a messenger RNA of Cornus florida, 963 nucleotides long. RefSeq names its product peroxisomal membrane protein 11-4. Gene Ontology annotation, biological process: regulation of peroxisome size; peroxisome fission. Gene Ontology annotation, cellular component: peroxisomal membrane. NCBI's taxonomy places the organism in Eukaryota, Viridiplantae, Streptophyta, Magnoliopsida, Cornales, Cornaceae. The record is from RefSeq and is a predicted model, not a curated record. Bases 151 to 828 code for a protein of 225 amino acids. The transcript has a single exon.